UACAUAACCAAAUAGGUGUCAUUGCGGGUGUGCAGGUGUCCGAUAUUUUUGUCUUUGUAUAAUUUCUAAUUUUUUUUAAAUUUAAUUAAAUUACUUUUUGUUUCCUCAGCGCAGUUAUGAGUGAUAAAAUAGAUAAAAAUCAAUAUGUCUUGCCCCAAGAUCAACCAGUGGUAGUUUUAGAAUCAAGAGCUGCAUUUUCCGGAUUAACUAAUAAAGAAAGACUGUAUGCACAUUAUUUAAGUGAGGCAGCUUGGGUCGGGGGAUUGAUUACUCUAUUACAGACUAGCUCAGAGUCUGGACCUAUUUUUGUUUUGUUACAUCAACUAUUUUAUGGUGACAAACCAUCUGAAUUGAAAACUAAAGCACUACAAGCAGGAUUUAGUCAAGAAGAAGUUACUGCUUUAUUAGUCUAUACCUGUGGCAUAUUUAGCAAUGCUGGAAAUUAUAAAGGAUUUGGUGACACAAAAUUUGUACCAAAUAUUAAUGAAGAGCGUUUUGAAGGCAUUUUAAAAUUAAGUAAGCAAUGGAGUCAUAUAGAAAGUUUAUGGAAUGAGUACAAGUCUCAAAUCUUUGAAUUAAAGAAAGGUAGAACAUGUCUUGGUUUUCCACCCCAAGGAUGUACUACAUAUUUAUCUGCUAAUUGUGGGCCUGAAGACAAUAAAAAGGUUGAAAACUGGUUAAAGAAGCAUCAGUUAGAGCCAUAUAAUUCUCGAUGUUUUAAAACUGAAAAUAAUGGAAAGAUUGAGUACAAUGUUCGAUUAGCAGCACAAGAAAUUGGUGAGUUGAUUAAAGAAACAGAAGGAGAAUGUACAUACAAACUGACUAAAGGAGAUUAUUCCCCCUUGAUGGGAAAAGUUGCUGAAUAUUUAGAACAAGCAAUUCCUCAUGUUGCAAAUGUCACUGAGGCUGAUAUGCUUAAAGCAUACAUAAGAUCAUUUGUAACUGGAAGUCUUCAAGAUCAUAAAGAUGGCUCAAGAUUUUGGAUAAAAAAUAAGGGUCCUGCUGUAGAGACAUACAUUGGUUUUAUUGAGACUUACAGAGACCCAGCAGGUGUUAGGGGAGAAUUUGAAGGUUUUGUUGCAGCUGUAAACCGCGAAAUGUCAGCAAAAUUCAGUACUCUUGUAGCAAAUGCAGAAGAUAUGUUGAAACUUUUACCGUGGCCACGAGAAUUUGAAAAAGAUACAUUUCUUAGACCUGAUUUCACAUCUUUAGAUGUUCUAGCAUUUGCAGGAAGUGGAAUACCUGCCGGAAUUAACAUACCCAAUUAUGACGAAAUACGACAAUCGGAAGGAUUUAAAAAUGUUUCUUUAGGAAACGUUAUACCAGCAAGUUAUCAAAGUACCCAAACACCUUUUUUAAGCGAAUCUGACGCGGGAAUGCUACAAAAAUAUAGAGUGUCGUCUUUUGAACUUCAGGUAAUUUGGCUUAAGCUUUUAUGA
Agrilus planipennis (emerald ash borer) is the source of this 1439-nucleotide messenger RNA. It is a transcript of the gene DppIII, whose product is annotated as dipeptidyl peptidase 3. Gene Ontology annotation, cellular component: cytoplasm. The transcript has 5 exons. Gene Ontology annotation, molecular function: dipeptidyl-peptidase activity. The record is from RefSeq and is a predicted model, not a curated record. Bases 117 to 1439 code for a protein of 440 amino acids. NCBI's taxonomy places the organism in Eukaryota, Metazoa, Arthropoda, Insecta, Coleoptera, Buprestidae.